AUGGAACGGUUUGGUAUUAAUCAUAGAGUUGCCACUGCUUAUCAUCCUCAAACAAAUGGGCAAGCUGAGGUAUCUAAUCGUGAAAUUAAGCGAAUCUUAGAGAAAGUUGUGAGUCCUUCGAGGAAAAAUUGGGCAUUGAAGCUUGAUGAGUUGGUCUAUGGAAAAGCAUGUCAUUUGCAUGCAGAGUUGGAGCAUAAAGCAUAUUGGGCUUUGAAGAAAUUGAACUUUGAUAUGACAGCUGCUGGUGAGAAGAGAAUGCUUCAAAUUAAUGAACUCGAUGAGUUUAGACUUCAGGCGUAUGAGAACAAUAAGCUUUACAAGGAAAAAGUCAAACGAUGGCAUGAUAGGAAGUUGGUGCAAAAGGAGUUCCUCAUUGGCCAACAAGUGUUGCUUUAUAAUUCUCGUCUCAGACUAUUUCCGGGUAAGCUGAAAUCUAGAUGGUCGGGUCCUUUCACAGUAAAGAAGGUGUUUCCACAUGGUGCCAUAGAAAUUUAUGAAACAACACCGGAGGAAUCAUUUAAAGUGAAUGGACAAAGAGUGAAGCCAUAUUUUGGAGGACCGGUAAAUCGCGAGUCGGUAAGCACCAUCCUCACUAUUUUCUAA
Daucus carota subsp. sativus is the source of this 603-nucleotide messenger RNA. RefSeq lists its product as uncharacterized. Bases 1 to 603 code for a protein of 200 amino acids. The transcript is spliced from 2 exons. Gene Ontology annotation, molecular function: nucleic acid binding. The record is from RefSeq and is a predicted model, not a curated record. Lineage: Eukaryota; Viridiplantae; Streptophyta; Magnoliopsida; Apiales; Apiaceae.